UCUCGAGUAGGGGCAGGAAGCGGGCAGGGUCCCCCUCACCGGGCGAAGGGCAGCGGGCUCCUCCCUCGCCACCGCCUUCUCCUCUAGUCUUCCUCUUCCCGCGGGAAACUCCGGGCUCGAGCAGUUUAAAGCAGACUCCUCCUCUUCCCGCCCCCCUUGAUAGGGAGCGGCCCAGCGGGCCCCUACCCCUGCGUUCGCGGUGAUGGCCCUAGACCCCGCAGAUCAGCAUCUUAGGCAUGUUGAAAAAGAUGUUUUGAUUCCUAAAAUAAUGAGAGAGAAGGCCCGGGAGAAAUGUUCGGAACAGGUUCAAGAUUUUACUAGAUGUUGCCAGGACUCUGGAUUGCUUAUGGUGGUAAAAUGCCGGAAAGAAAAUUCUGCACUGAAAGACUGUCUAACUUCUUACUAUAAAGAUCCAGCAUUUUAUGAAGAAUGCAAAAUGGAAUACCUGAAAGAGAGGGAAGAGUUUAGAAGAACUGGAGUUCCUACCAAGAAAAGGCUACAGAAGCUUCCAACAAGCAUGUAGGCAAAUAGUAAAAUAAUACACAGAACUCUAAUGCUGGUGGAAAUCACAGUCACUGGAAAGGAUGGACUCAUGGAUGGGUGUUUACCUUUACCACUUUAUCCUAAAUUAUGAAAAUACUAAUUUUUAUUUGAAAUAAAGUUAAUUGUAAAGUUUUAUUAUUAAAUGGGAUGGGGUAAACUAUAAAAUGAUAUAAAAUUAUCUAAUUACAUAUUUUUCAUAAAAUUGUCUACAACUGUAAUUUUAUAGUAGUGGUUAUUU
This is a messenger RNA of Sorex fumeus (smoky shrew), 781 nucleotides long. RefSeq names its product C-X9-C motif containing 1 (gene CMC1). NCBI's taxonomy places the organism in Eukaryota, Metazoa, Chordata, Mammalia, Eulipotyphla, Soricidae. The transcript is spliced from 4 exons. The record is from RefSeq and is a predicted model, not a curated record. Gene Ontology annotation, cellular component: mitochondrion. Bases 203 to 523 code for a protein of 106 amino acids.